AUGUGUUACAUUUGCCCAACUAAUACUUCACGGAUCCCAAACAAUGCUGCUAAUGGUGAUUUCGUUGAAAGCUUCAAUGGUUUAAAAGCACCACGUCCACAUAUUGGUAAUAGAUUGGCCGUUGGUGAUGAUGGUAAUGGAUUACAACUUGUCGAAACUCCAGAGUUGAGAAUCACAUGUCCACAUCAUUCAGAAACUGAUCAUGAUCGUGCUUGUCUUGCUAGUUUUGCAUAUGAUGAAAAUUCUCAAUAUCCAUUCGCAGAAUAUAUCACUCAUUAUUACCAAUUUCAUGCGUUAUAUAAAGAGAAGCCAUCAUAUAUAUUUCCUUGGGAUGCUCUCCAUGUCGAGACUUUACAAAAACCAAACAGAUAUACUCAUGAUGAUACUAAACAGUUCAAAAAUGAUUACAAUUCAGUUACAGGUUUGGGUUCAUAUGCUGCUGCUUUUGGUAAAAAUCCAUCAUUAAACGUUUAUCGUUACCCUCGUAAAGCUGCUUUAAUCAAUGGUAGAACAUUUGAUUCAUUGGAAUCUUACUCACUUUUGUGUCCAGUUUGUACACCAUCUUAUUUCCCUCAAAAAUAUAAAACUGAACAAUUUUUUGAUGUCCUCAACGGUGAUUAUGAGAAACAUUUAAGAGAACAUCAUGGUAUCUAUACAAAUGGUAAAAAAGCUCCACAACCAUAUAUUGGUGAUACAUUGGUCUUUAGAGAUGAUGGUAAUGGAUUACCAGUUAAUGAAAAACCUGAAUUGUCAGUCACUUGUCCAUAUCAUUUAGAGUCUGAUCAUAGACAAGCAUGUCUUGCAAGUUUUUCAUUUAAUAAGGAUUCACAAGCUCCAUUCGCUGAAUAUUUCACUCAUUUCUAUGAAAGUCAUGUGUUACAUAAGGAAGAACCAUUAAGUACAGCACGUUAUAGAGCAAUGUAUUUUGUCAAUGGUGAUGGUUCUGGUGAAAAAUAUGAUACUAAUUAUUUCAUCCCACUUAACCCAGGUUUACAUAUGAUUGCAUACACAGAUGUAUUAGAAACCAUUGGCCAUAUACAACCAUUUGCUUUACCACCAUGGGAAAUUAUCCGAAACUACAAGAAAAGAAGUACAGAUCCAUCAUAUGUUCAUCCUUUUGUGUCUCAGGACCUUAUGGUUGAGACUUACGAAGAGCUUUUAUCAAUGAGUUUAACUUUACCACCUCAAGAUUCUGAUGUUGAAUCAGAUUCUGAUGAAGAAGAAGUUCCAGAGUGGUGGUAUCAAGGAGGAAUACCUACUAUGGAUGUUGAACAAGAUGAAUACGAGUUUGUUGACACUCCUUUAACAGCUCCCUUAUCACCAAUGUUUCGUCCAAUACGCCCUAUUGAGCGUUCUAGAAUACCAAUGUUUGGUCCUUUAAAUCCAAUGGUUGGUCCUUUUAACCCAAUGGUUGGUCCUCUUAACCCAAUGGCUGGACCUUUCAACCCAAUGGUUGGUCCUUUCAUUCCAAUGCAUGCUCCAAUGCCAAUGCCAGCUCCAAUGUUUGCACCUUUCAACCCAGCUCCAUUGCCAGCUCCAAUGUUUGGACCUUACAACCCAAUGCAAGUACCAGCACCGAUGUUCAACCCAAUGCCAAUGCCUGUUCCUAUGUUCAACCCAAUACCAAUUCCUGUUCCAAUGUUCAACCCAAUGCCAAUGCCAGCUCCAAUUUUUGAACCUUUUAAUAACCCAAUGCCUCCUAUGCAAGGUGAUCCAAACUCUCCAAUAAAUCCACCAGCAGCUGAAAACAUUGUCAAUGAUUCUCCUGUUCAUGCUCCUCUUUCCAAUACAGAUCCAGAAGAAACUGAAAAAUCUGUAAGUGAAGAUGGAGAGGAAGUGUCACCAGAAACGAUAAUGCAUCAAAUCCAGUCGAGACGAAGACAACCACUUGAGGAAGAAGAAUGUUUUUCAGAGGAUAAUGAAUAUUAUGGGGUUGAAAUUCGUAAUCAUAGGAAAGGAAAAGGAAGAAAAAGUCAUAGAAGGUCUAAAAGAAUUGAUAAAAGGUUUAAAUUGAAUUAA
Molecule: messenger RNA, 2019 nt
Organism: Hansenula ciferrii
Lineage: Eukaryota; Fungi; Ascomycota; Saccharomycetes; Phaffomycetales; Wickerhamomycetaceae
Exons: 1
Coding region: 1-2019 (672 amino acids)
Source: RefSeq, a predicted model, not a curated record